AUGGAUACUGUGGUUGAGAUUUCCUUUCAGAUUGCAUUAGAAGAUUUAGAAACAAUAAUUCGCGAAUUUAGUCAGUUUGUGCCAAUAUCGUUGCAAGAUGUGUGGCGCAAGAAACUGAAGCACAGGUUGGCAGACAUGAAGACGUUAUAUUUGUGCAGAAAGUUUCUCUAUCUUACGUUGACGGAAUUCAACAAUGAUCGUCUUGCAUUCUGUAACAAUUGGAUGGAUAGCAUUCAACUUCUCGUUGCUAAGAUGUAUUCCCACAUUGCGGAUUCAAUCCAGCAAGUUUUGGAUUGUGCCUCAGAAUUCGAGAUAAACCUCAAGCUUAUCAAGGGAGCAGAAGAAGAGGCACCGAGACCUCACUUUCCUCUGACCAACUUGCCGCGGUUUAUUGAUUCCAUCUUAGAAGAAAUGAAGUCAACCAGCCCAGAUGAGGAUGAUUCUGUAACUGCAUCAAAAAAGGAUAUGUUUCAAACAGCCCAAGAUGACAUGGAUUUCUUAAGAUCUUUCUUGGAUGAUGUUUUGCAGAGAUGUGAUCACGAUGAGAGCCUUAAAGCCCUCCAAAGCUCCGUCAUGAUGUCCAUUAUUACACAAGAGAUCAAACUCAUUAAGAUUGAAGCCUCAAAAAAUUCAACAAGCAAAAAAAAGCUUCUCAAACUUCAAGAUGUUACUAAACCUCAUCGCAAAAUGCUAUCAAUUGGCAGGAUUCAAGGCUUCAACGGGCCAAUAGUGGGCUUGGAUGAUGAGGCAGAAAAGAUUGUUGAUCGACUCACAAGAGGACCAAAGCAGCUAGAUAUCGUUUCUAUUGUUGGUAUGGCAGGUCUAGGGAAAACAAAUCUAGCCAAGAAAGUGUUUCGCCACUCCAUUGUUCAUCACUUUCAUGCUCGUUCAUGGUCCAUAGUUUCUCAAGUAUACAACAAAACAAGUUUGUUACUUGAGAUUUUGAGGGGUCUUGGUUGGCAGUCUGAUGAAGAGGAUUUAAAAAAGAAUGGAGAUGAUUCAGCUCAAAUUCUUUACAAAUUCUUGAAGGGAAAGAGGUACCUUAUCAUCUUGGAUGAUGUUUGGGAUUUUAAAGCAUGGGGUGACUUGCAAAUUUCAUUCGCUAAUGAUGCUAACGGAAGUAUGAUUCUCCUGACUACCCGAAACGAGAACGUGGGUUUGCAGAUUAAACCACACAGUCAACCACCCCACUCUCUUCGUUCGCUCACCAACAAUAAAAGUUGGGAGCUGUUCAGGAUGAAAAUGUGUUUUGAUGAAGGUAGUCCUUCAGAAAUUUUCCAACGUGGGAAGGCAAUAGCAAAACGGUGCAAGGGAUUACCAUUGAUGAUUAUAGUUAUUGCUGGACUUCUAUCAGAUAUGGAGCCAAGUGAAUGGGAAGAAAUUAAAGAAAUGGUAAUGAGUCCGGCAAUUUCACCGACUCAGGCAUACUAUACCAGUUCCGUGUUUUCUCUUGUGAAGUGGGCGAUUUUGCAGGGUCAAGGCUGCUUUUUCAUGGUUUACACACUUUGCUCUUGGGUACUAGUCACAAAGAAUUGUAUAGGAUCUUUGAACGGUGUGCUAUACCAACUUUGCCAGUCCAAACGUUUAGGAGUUGUGGACUUAAGGGGAAUUUGCAAGUUCGAUUGCUUUCCAAGUAUAAUUCUACUACUCAGUCGCUUGCGUUACUUGGCCUUAUCAGUUGCAACUAAAGACAGCCGAUUCGAAAUCCCAUCAAUAAUUGAGCAACUUUCAAAUUUGGAAACGAUGAUUAUUAAAGGAAGGAUAACGAUUGAUCUCCCAGACACUCUCUGGAAUAUGAAGAAAUUAAGGCAUCUAUACUCUUAUGGAGAUGAUCGUACUGAGUGGACCUUGCCAAAAGCGAAUCCUGAAGAUCUCUUCUGUUUAAAGAAUUAA
This is a messenger RNA of Oldenlandia corymbosa var. corymbosa, 1893 nucleotides long. The record is from the annotation of a GenBank genome assembly. Lineage: Eukaryota; Viridiplantae; Streptophyta; Magnoliopsida; Gentianales; Rubiaceae.